Molecule: messenger RNA, 2407 nt
Organism: Camelina sativa (false flax)
Lineage: Eukaryota; Viridiplantae; Streptophyta; Magnoliopsida; Brassicales; Brassicaceae
Source: RefSeq, a predicted model, not a curated record
GACCAAUAGUGAACGAGAAAGUGAAGUAAAUACAAGUAAAGGCAGGAAGAAGAAGAGUCCAAAUGCACCAAUCACCUCGUGACUAAACUUCACCUUUUCCCUUUUUCUUCUCCAGUCUCCAUCUUCCUCUCUCCGUCAUCUUCACGGCACAUACUCACCAAAAGGAAGAAAAGCUUACCUUCUCUCUCUGUUACGUUUACUCAAGUCUUCCUCAGUCUCCUUUCAAGUUUUAACUCUCAAGCCUAUUUAUUCCUCUCCUUUAUCUCAAGUGUCUCCUAGACUCCUCCUACGGUUCUCUUCCAAGAUCUGUUCUAGAGAACUUGGUAUAUCAAUGAGUUUCGUUGGUCUGUGAGCCAUAUCCUAAGAACGAAAACUGAACACUGCUCUUUGCUUACUAAUGGCGGAGAGGAAACUGAACUACAACGUACCUCUUCUUUCAACAAGACGGAUGCAGAACACAUCAGCUGUCUCUGUACGUAGAAACAAGAGUAAUAACUUCACUGAUUAUGACUCUACUAAGACAAGUGAAUGUCAUCCAGUUCUUGUCCCAGAGAUGAUGGGUUUGGAUCAGGUUACUGAACCUGCCUCUGUUCCUUUCACUUGGGAGCAAGCUCCUGGGAGAUUAAAGGGUAACGAUUUCAGAACACAAGUCUGUGACUUGACGCAAGAAGAAGAACAAGUCUAUAAACCAUGUCGUCCACCGGGUAAAGCCAUUGAUGGAAACAUGACAAGAUUGCAGAGUUCAAAAGGUAAACAAGUUGAAGAAUCAGAGGAUGAUGAAGAUGAUGUGUUUUCUGAUGCUCGUGAUACACUCUCUCCAAAGGACUCGUUUUCUUUUAACAACAGCAUUAGUGGUGUGAGUGGAUAUGGUGUUGUUGAGACCAAGAAACCACUAAAAAGUUGUGAGGACACUCAAUCUUGGGAGUUUAUGUUGAACCGGUUUUUACCAGCUGCCAAAGCCAUGACUGUGGAGCAGCCUCACUAUGCUUCUAAUCGCAAACCAUCGAGUUUUAUGCCUGAACCAACGAUACAGAUGCGAGAGUUAGUACCUGGGGAGAAGCAGCAAACUCCUAAUAGGUAUGAUGAGUCUAUAGUCCCAUCUUAUUAUCACCACCAAGACAUAGAUGAUGAAGCAAGUGAGAACAAUGAUGAUGAUGAUGAUGAUGGAGGUUCUGAGUAUGCCUACCUUUCAAAGAGAGGUUGUGGGAUGUUGCCACAAUUGUGUUUUAAAGACUCUCUAACCAUGCUGAAUACUGUGCCUGGUUUUAAAGCCAAACACAACUCUCUUAUGACAUCUCCAAGCCAUGAUCAAGUGAAGUCAAGCAAGGUUUCUCAACUUAAAUCUCGAUUCCAAUCUGUCAAAAAGCUGGCUCUUGAUUCAGUUUCUAAACACAAGCUGAGUGGUAAAGUUCAAUCACCGGUUCAUUCAAGCAUUGGGAAGAAGUUUAACUCUGAAUCAAACUUGCUUUCUCCUGCAAGUAGGUCUUCAUCUCCUUACAGACACACUCGCUGUAUGUCACCUUUUCGCAGUACAGGCAAUAGUUCUCCUUUUCACCCUGUUGGUUUCCCUGAGACUCGUAAAGAAACUGAGAACCUGAGAGCUAACAGGUUGAGUAAGCAUACUAGAAACAUAAGCUUGUCUCAAGAGUUACUCUACCAAAAAAGCAAUGGUUCGAUAAGCUCACUCUUGGAGAAGACAGUAUAUGUAGACACCGAGAAUGAUCCCAUGACUGAGGAUCAGUAUAACUCAAAUGCCAUGACCUCUCCAGAGGAAGCAGACAUGGGAAAGAAACCAGAGGCUAAUCAUGACCUUGAAGCUUUUGAGAAUAUAAGUAUUAGAAGUGGUGAAAUGGUGAAGGGUGAUGAGUUGGAAAAAAUCAAUAGUGGUUCAGAUUGGUCACUUCUUGCACCACCAUCCCCCAAAAAGCCUUCUGAAUCUUGGCUUUGUCAUAAUCUGCCUUCAGUAGCCGCCUCUCAGAUCCAUUCACGUAGAUAUUCAUUCAACCCCCAAAAGCAGGAUCUUACAGAAAACUACAGAAACGUUACUAAGUGGGAAACUAUUGUUAAGACUUCCUACAUGCACAGAGAUCAUAGCCGAUAUUCCGAAGAACUGGUUGCUCAUACAUCUCAUCAAUCCAAAACUUGCGCUUGAAGCUUCUCAAGAUCUGACCUCCCCCGGAUCACCAGGUUAAUACAUGCAUUUCAGCUUGAUUAGCAGUAGUCCAUAAUCCAUAUAACCAAUUCAUUCACCGGUGUGAUUGUUGUAUGAACCUUAUAAAAUCUAUACCCACAAAUCUCUUGAGUGAUUUACAUGUGCAGCUUCAAUAUUUGUGAGUUUACCUAAUAGAUGAACCUUAUGUUCACACACUGAGUUUUCACUUUAUUAACUACUUUGUUUUUUUUUUUA